AAUCCAUUGUGAGCGCCCAUCUGUAAAUAACAUUCCUUGAUGUAAAUUCAUGAAUUAGCAAUGUCUUUCAUCGCAUUCGAUCCAUUUUGAACUGUGCGUGCACCCUGUAUACACAAUCAAACCCAAACAACAUUGACAUACUUUUUUAAUAGCUGCAUGUUGUCAUCGAAUCUCCUGGUUGCAUUUAAAAUGGAGAAUAAUCAACUCUUGGAGGAAAUGCAGAUGUAAGAUUACCAAACUAUGAGCGACACAAAAUGGAAAAAUGAGGCAAAGGGCUUCUCUGAACACGUCCAUCUCGGAAAUUUCUCUCUUGAUGAAAAUCGGAACUACUGCGACGACCACCGCAAUCGUAAAUUCUUCGUCGAUCCGGGGCUAUGGCCCAAGUUUGACCUCCUCCCAGGUCAUUCGGAGUAUGUUGAUCGUAACCGUGGCGAUGAUGAUGACGGUGUCGACGUGAAGUCGUUGGAUGUUUUGUUGAGAUGGAUGCGGGAUCAUCAAGAUGACCUUCAACGAAGGAAGAUCUUGGAGAUUCAGGCAGAUGGUUCGAAAAGAUUGGCGUUGGAUUUCGUCACCCGGCGAGGCGCUUUGCACGACCUCUUCAAAUCGGCCCACCUCAAUGAUCGGACGGAGUACCUAGUCACAUUCUUCAAAGGAACUUACUAUCUGGAGCAGCUGGAGCUACCGGGUCGGCACGACAAUCCAAACGAUCCUGACGGGACGCAGGUGUACAGCGGGAAAAAGUUUGCCCAGUAUUGCACAAGCGGUGAGUGUGCGAGACUAGUGGCGUAUCCAGCAGAAGAUAGGGCUGGGGAAAAUGGCGCCAAGCCAGACACCACGCAGCCGAUCAACGACAACCUUUCCUACGAGGCUGUCAUGGCGGCACGAUGCGGCGACUUCAAACUGAUGUUCGCCGUCGAGGUCCAUGCCGAGAGCAAAGACAACAGAGAGAUUCCCUCGACCUAUCGUGGUUUACAUCAUCUGAACUACGUGAACAUCAGGACUACCAGAGACUUCAACGCAUUGACUGAGCUUCAACAGUCAAAGGCUUUCUUUCGGAAGAAGCUGUUUCAGUUUUGGUCCCAGAACCACAUCGCUGGUAUACCCCGUGUGAUCCUGGGCUGGCGGGACGAUGAACGUCACGUGAUCACAAGAGCAGAAACAUACAAGACUGAAGACAUUCCCAGCUUUCCUUUGUGCUCGUGGAAACCUGGUAAAUACUACGCGGCGAUUCAGACUCUUCUCACCGAAAUCACUCGGCUUGUGACAAAUGAUGACGAUCCAGGGUAUGUCAAUAACUUUGUCUGUCUGACUGUAUGUCUAGUUUACGACCUUUCCAUCUGUUUUGUUGUCCACCAUCUUGUCUUGGAGAGGGUCGAGAGUGCCCCUUAUCCAGAAUUGGCGGCAAAGCUCUGCAACCGGACAUUCAAGAUAAAGAGACACGCAGACGGUCAUCAUAGGAUCGUCACAGACUGGUUUAUCAAGGAUGUUCUGAACAUCAAGUAG
Strongylocentrotus purpuratus (purple sea urchin) is the source of this 1503-nucleotide messenger RNA. RefSeq names its product decapping and exoribonuclease protein. The transcript has 6 exons. Gene Ontology annotation, cellular component: cytosol; nucleus. NCBI's taxonomy places the organism in Eukaryota, Metazoa, Echinodermata, Echinoidea, Camarodonta, Strongylocentrotidae. The record is from RefSeq and is a predicted model, not a curated record. Gene Ontology annotation, molecular function: mRNA 5'-diphosphatase activity. Bases 241 to 1503 code for a protein of 420 amino acids. Gene Ontology annotation, biological process: nuclear-transcribed mRNA catabolic process; NAD-cap decapping.